Messenger RNA from Gigantopelta aegis, 3550 nucleotides. RefSeq names its product SNW domain-containing protein 1-like. The record is from RefSeq and is a predicted model, not a curated record. Gene Ontology annotation, biological process: mRNA splicing, via spliceosome. Lineage: Eukaryota; Metazoa; Mollusca; Gastropoda; Neomphalida; Peltospiridae. Gene Ontology annotation, cellular component: spliceosomal complex. The transcript has 14 exons. The coding region runs from base 4 to 1596 and encodes 530 amino acids.
AAAAUGGCGUCUUUAGCGAAUGUUUUACCUACACCAUCUCAGAGAAUCUAUGAUAAGGAUGAUGAAGAACGAGAAUACAGAUCACAGAUGCAGGUUGCUCCCAUCAGUAAGAGGACAGCCCCUCCAUAUGGACACAGAAAGGGAUGGGUUCCAAGGUCACAAGAUGAUUUUGGUGAUGGAGGUGCUUUUCCUGAGAUCCAUGUGGCCCAGUAUCCACUAGAAAUGGGGCUGAAGAAGACGACUUCAAACUCGUUAGCUGUUCAGCUCGAUCAUCAGGGCAAAAUCAAGUACGAUGCCAUUGCUCGACAGGGUCAUGGCAAAGAUAAAGUUAUUCACUCUCGGCCUGGCGACCUGGUGCCGAAGAUGAUCGACGAAGACGACCCUGACCUUCAGCGACCUGAUGAAGAGGCAAUUGAGGAUACAACAGAAAAGACAAGAGAGGCUUUGUCGAAACUGGUUUCCAGUCAGAUCUCGGCUGCCAUGCCGGUCCGACAUGCGGAGAAACAAAACCCAGCCCAAUAUAUCAGAUACACACCAUCUCAGCAAGGCGUGGCCUACAACUCGGGGGCGAAGCAGAGGAUUAUCAGAAUGGUGGAGGUACAGAAAGAUCCCAUGGAGCCACCUCGGUUCAAAGUGAACAAGAAGAUCCCCCGAGGUCCCCCCUCCCCACCUGCUCCUGUGAUGCACUCUCCCAACAGAAAGGUCACAGUGAAAGAACAGCAAGAAUGGAAAAUCCCUCCUUGUAUCUCCAACUGGAAAAACAACAGGGGUUACACAAUUCCUCUUGACAAGCGACUGGCAGCUGAUGGGCGGGGUCUGCAAGGAGUUCACAUCAACGAAAACUUUGCAAAGCUGGCCGAAGCUCUCUACAUUGCUGACAGAAAAGCAAGAGAAGCUGUUGAAAUGCGGGCACAGAUUGAGAAGAAAAUGGCUCAGAAAGAGAAGGAGAGAAAAGAAGAGAACUUGCGUUUGUUGGCUCAGAAAGCGAUAGAGGAGCGUGCCGGCAUUCAUAGAGGAGGUGAUAAAGACGAAGAUGUUGCUGAGCGAGACGAGUUGCGGAGAGACAGACAGAAGGAACGACAGAGGGACAGGAAUCUCGCUAGAAUGGCCCCGGACAAGAGGUCACGGAUACAGAAGGAGCGUGAGCGUGACAUCAGUGAGAAGAUUGCUCUGGGGCUGCCCAACACCGGCACAUCGGGAGAAGUUCAAUUCGACCAACGACUUUUCAACACAUCCAAGGGAAUGGACAGUGGUUUUGCUGAUGAUGAAGCUUAUAAUGUGUAUGACAAGCCAUGGCGUGAAGAAAACAGCAUAGGAAACCAGAUUUAUCGCCCGUCGAAGAAACUCGACAAAGAAAUGUACACUGAUGACUUAGAUAAUCUGAUGAAAUCAAAGAGGUUUGUUCCGGACCGUGGUUUUGAGGGUACUGACCGGAGUCGAACCCGCGACGGGCCCGUCCAGUUUGAACAGGACGUGGAAGAGGAUCUGUUUGGUCUGGACAAGUUCUUCACAGAGGCCAAGAGAGGUCAGAAGCGGGCUGGUGAUGACCCGAGGUCAAGCAGGGACUACGACAGGAAACAGAAGAGACGAGAAUAAAACUUGUCCUGUCAAAUCUGUAACUGGAGAAAGUGUAGUAACAUAUUGCAUGCAGCUGUGAAUGAUUCCAAAGUAACUUUUUAAAAACAGCUCUUUGACCAGCGGUCAGCCACGUAAAGGUUUCAGAUCGUCGUCUGUUGUUGCAUCCUGCUGCAUCACAACCAUCUGAUCUGUUUAUCUGAAACUGAACGUGCUUGCUAAAGUUUGUAAUUUGAUACACACGGUGCAUCUUCCCUAACUGGCCUUGUUAAUAUGUUGUACGUUAUUGUCACAUGUUUUAAAAACAGCAACUUACAAUUGAUGUACUGUAAGUAUAUAUGUGACAUGUUUGACUGUAAGUUGGCCAUUUAUCAGGGAUAAUCAACAAGUUGCAUGUCACUUGCUUUUAUUGUAAAUGCAGAGCAUGAUUUGUAGAUGUAAAGUAAAAAACAACAAUUGGUUUUCUGAAUAUAUUGGUGCUAAAAACUAGAAAGGUAUCGUUUGUGCACUAAAUGAAUCAUUAUAAAAUACAUAAAGAAUGGGGAUUGUAUCGCUGCUGCUGUGGACCAUAUCACAGCAUAUGUGCUAAAGGUAAAUUGCAUCACGAGCUGAUCAUUGUAUAUGUGUUGAGAAGUGAAUACAUUGAAAAGAGGUCAUGAGAAUUGAAUAGUUCACAGUAUAUCUGUUAAGAACUGAAGACUGGUCAUCGUAGUAUGUUCGAAGUACAAGUAUUGAUAUGAACUUGAUCAUUUUAUCAUACGAAUGUUAUUUUAUGUUGUACAUUUUGUUAAAUAUGUUUUCAUCAGCCUAACUUUGACUGACAUCUGUACUGGAAGAUUGUAUGUUUUAUUGCUGUGUGAUUUCCCUUUCUAACUGCACAAAAACGGUAACAAAAAAGUUAUUUUAUUUCCAUCUAAAAUUAUUUGAUACAAAACUUGUCAAAAGUUUGUGAUUUACUGUAAUUUUGUGUGAAAUCAUUGUAUAAUGUAUCUAGGACUGUUCCAUGUCACUUGAAAGUGAACAUUUUAUUAAUAUAUAGAUCUUCAUCCACAAUCAUCAGUGUUACUGGAUGAGGUCAUUUACCUCUGAAAGCUUUCAUCAUUCAGUUACAGUUAAAUAUUCUGGACCUUUAAUAAGAUGAGGUAUAGUUGAUGAGGUGUACUUGAUGAGGUAUAGUUGAUGAGGUAUACUUGACAAGGGCACUUAUCAGGCUGUCACUUGCAAGCCCAUAUGAACGAUGGGGGGACAGUCUCUAAACGGAGGGAGAACAGUCUAGUAGGGGUGGUUGGUACAAGCCAUAUUUUUAUCUCUCUGUAUAUAGAGUGGGACAAAACAACGUACAUUUUCAUCCUCAAGUGUGUAGUGGUGGAGUGGACAGGCCAAGCUGGCUACCUCCGUUCCUACAGGCCCGAGUUGUUAAAUUAAUAAUAACUGUGCACCAUAGAUUUCUUGGAGCCCUGGCAGUUCAGGAAAAUGAAUCCCCUCAGGACCCACUGCUAGAAGAGUACAACAAUAUAUGUUCACAAGAUGCCAUUAGUAAAGUCUAAACAUAAACAGUGCUUUGAACAAGCAUAUUCAUUUGGAAGUGAAAAUGUUUGUUUGUCUUUUUAAUUUGGUUAGAUGGUGGUACAACUUUAUCACAGUGACAUACUAGACCUUAAGAAUAGUUCCUUCAUGAUGUGGUGUUUUGAAUAAAUCUUCAAUCCAUGUUGGUGAACCACAAAUGUCAGUUUGUUAAGAUCAGUGUGUUUGCUGUUAUAUUAUUACUCAAUGUUGUAAGAUACCAAGUGUUUGUAUUACCUUGAAGAAUAUAUAUAGAGAACACUCCUCUUUAAAUCAUGCUCUACAUCUGGUGACCGAUAGAACUAGUUACAACAGUGAAGACAAACAAGAAUGGUUAUAUGUGUACACAUGCUUUUCGUCAUUGAUAAUUAAACACACUGUAUAAACAAACUAUUAAAGUCUAGAAAACACA